GGUCCCGGUGGUUUAAACGGAGACUGAGCAGCGAAGCGCAAAACCGCGGAGCCUCUGGGUCGGAUUUAGUGUUUUCAGAGCGGCGAGCGCCUUUUAUAACGAGUGUCAUGGACCUUCGCGCUGUUUACCGUAAUACAGAGAACCAAGCGCCGGUCGGCGGUAAGGCCGGAGUGACCAACGCUGGAGCCAGGCGGGCUGCCCUGGGCGAGCUCUCUAACUUCGCCGCCAAGCCUGCGAAAGCCACGAAAGGCUUGAAGUCUGCAGCUCAUGCUGCUGCUGUGCAGCCUAAACGUGCUCCAGUGGUGCCGGAGGUCUGCCCUCCUCCGGCUCCAGCUCCUCCAGUUCAAGCUGAUGUCUCCAUGAAGGAGGAAGACGACCUGUGCCAGGCGUUUUCAGAUGCGCUGUGUCCCAUCGAGGACAUCGACAAGGGUGAUGCAGAGAUACCGCAGCUGUGUGCUGAAUAUGUGAAGGACAUCUAUGUGUACCUCCGCAGCCUUGAGGCCCAGCAGUCAGUUAAACCAAGGUACAUGGAUGGUUAUGAGAUCAAUGAGCGCAUGCGUGCUCUCCUGGUUGACUGGCUCAUUCAGGUGCACUCAAGGUUCCAACUGCUUCAGGAGACCUUGUACAUGACUGUGGCCGUCCUUGAUCGCUUCCUUCAGGUCCAGCCAGUGUCUCGAAGGAAGUUGCAGCUAGUGGGGGUCACUGCUAUGCUGGUUGCCUCCAAGUAUGAAGAAAUGUAUGUGCCAGAAGUUGGUGACUUUGCCUACAUCACAGACAACGCCUUCACAAAACCCCAGAUACGUGAAAUGGAGAUGCUCAUCCUCAGAGAGCUGAACUUUGAGCUUGGACGGCCUUUGCCCCUUCACUUCCUCAGGAGGGCUUCCAAAGCUGGAAAUGCUGAUGCUGAGAAGCACACACUUGCCAAAUAUUUCCUUGAACUGACCCUCCUGGACUAUGACAUGGUUCACUACCAUCCAUCAGAGACUGGUGCAGCUGCCCUCUGCCUCUCUCAGCUUGUGCUUGAUGGACAGAAAUGGUCUCCAACACAGGAGCACUACACUACAUACAGCGAGGCCCACCUGAAGCCCAUAAUGCAGCACAUGGCCAAAAAUGUGGUCAAGGUUAACGAAGGGCUCACAAAAUAUGUGGCAGUAAAGAAAAAGUAUUCCAGCAGCAGGCUAAUGAAGGUCAGCCUACUUCCACAGCUGAAGGCCGCCCUGCUGAAGGACCUGGCUGCUCCUCUGCUGCCCACCUCAUGAGCCUGCUCAUGAAAUGGAUUUCUACUGAUCUGCACUUUAUUCCCAAUCAGCCAUCAGAGAUGGAUGGACUGCUGCUUUGUGAUUGUUUGUAUAUAUGCAAAUAAACAGGUUUUACAUUUUAACCAUUUUA
Messenger RNA from Pygocentrus nattereri (red-bellied piranha), 1389 nucleotides. It is a transcript of the gene ccnb2, whose product is annotated as cyclin B2. Gene Ontology annotation, biological process: mitotic cell cycle phase transition; regulation of cyclin-dependent protein serine/threonine kinase activity. Gene Ontology annotation, cellular component: cytoplasm; cyclin-dependent protein kinase holoenzyme complex; nucleus. Gene Ontology annotation, molecular function: cyclin-dependent protein serine/threonine kinase regulator activity. The record is from RefSeq and is a predicted model, not a curated record. The transcript is spliced from 8 exons. The coding region runs from base 108 to 1259 and encodes 383 amino acids. NCBI's taxonomy places the organism in Eukaryota, Metazoa, Chordata, Actinopteri, Characiformes, Serrasalmidae.